Messenger RNA from Paramecium tetraurelia, 651 nucleotides. RefSeq lists its product as uncharacterized. NCBI's taxonomy places the organism in Eukaryota, Ciliophora, Oligohymenophorea, Peniculida, Parameciidae. The transcript has 2 exons. The record is from RefSeq and is a predicted model, not a curated record.
AUGCUCUUUUAUAAACUAUUCAUACUUAUUCUCUCUAGGAGCUCCAAGCUGGUGACUAUGCAAUACCCUUCACUAUCUUCAUUAUUUCUCUAAAAAAAUUAACAAAUUAUCGACUAACUCAAAGCAUUUAUUUUGGAUUGGAAUAAUUUGACCCUCUUUAGCAAUAUUGUUGAACAAAAUCAAAAACCUGAAACUAUUUUUGUUUUCUAUUCCCUAAUGUAAAAGUCAUGGAUUAAGAUGCUAAAAAUUUAUAAUAUGCUACAAUUUUCAUUUCAAAAAUAAUCUACUUUCAAAUAAAUAAAAAACAAUGAAAUUAUCAUCACACCAUAAUAGAUGUUACUCAUGUUGAUAUUUUAAUUAUUUUUCAAUUGCUUAAAUCACAAAAGAAAAUAUAUAAAAUUAUAAGCUAUUCGAUUUGUCCUUUUUUAAAUAUUGGACAUACCCAUAGAAAAACUAUUAAUUUUUUGAGAUGAUGAUCAGAUCAAUGAUUAUAUCCAGGCUUUAGUGGAUAAGCUACUAAUACCAAUAAGAUAAAUAAAAAACAUUUGGGAUAGGUUAAGAUUACUUUACUACAUAAAUUAAAUACAUAUUGGAGUGUGUUCAUGAAUAUUAAGUGUUAAUAAAUCUAUAGUUUAAUAAUACUAUUAUAAA